Molecule: messenger RNA, 4456 nt
Organism: Malaya genurostris
Lineage: Eukaryota; Metazoa; Arthropoda; Insecta; Diptera; Culicidae
Product: sestrin homolog
Exons: 7
Coding region: 1242-2636 (464 amino acids)
Biological process (GO): regulation of response to reactive oxygen species; negative regulation of TORC1 signaling; cellular response to L-leucine
Cellular component (GO): nucleus
Molecular function (GO): L-leucine binding; oxidoreductase activity, acting on peroxide as acceptor
Source: RefSeq, a predicted model, not a curated record
CGCCCGGCAGGCAAGCUUAGUCUGCCAGAAGCCGUCACUGAGAACGGAUGAGAAAUUGGAUGGGAAAAAUAGCCUUGCUAGUACGGAACAGAGCGCUGAUCACAGGCCCGAUUUGCUGCCGGUGAAGGAUUUUUCUUCGAUUUUCAAUUUCUUAUUCUACCAAAGCUGUUCCUUGGGAGGUUGUACUUUUUUUUGUUGUAAAGCAAGUUUGACUGCACGUGCUGUGGAACUCAGGAUAUCAAGAAGAGAGGAUAUUGAACAGCGUCCUGUGUCGUUUUGCGUUAAUCCGAGCAGAGAAAACCGAUUGGCGAAAAGUGGAAACGGUGGAAAAAAAGUGAAAAUUCGUUGGGGAAAAUCUACGAUAACCUGCCAGUAAAACCAAUAAAAAAAAAAUAAGGGAAAACGUACCAAUUGAAAGUGUUGACAAGGCACAGCUUCUGUGUGUGAUAUAUCUCGGAAGAGUGGUGUUUGUGCUGCGUUUGUUCGGCGACCAGUGAUCUCCGGGUCCGUAGGCAACAGUAGCCGGUCGGUCGGUCGGUUCGGUUUGGGUCGGUCAGGUUUUAUUAUUAUUACACUUUAUUAUAAAGUGUCGGCCCCCAUAUACGUGACUUUGUGCGGUCGAACGGAGGGGACUGAAAACGGCAAACGGCAAAGAAAUUGACCGAGCAGUUUCUUGGAGCAAAGCAAAAUAAUAAUAAUAAAAAAAACGAGAAACGUCCCGCUGAUAUACAAGUCGGUGUGACAAGUGAGACAACAAUUGAACCCGAGCUGUUCGGACGAGUGUUGCUUACAAGAUAAACUACACAAAGGAUUGUCACAACACGCGCUUUAUCGGAGGCAGCCGGUUAUUAUUACGUUCCUGUUUUGCAGUUGGCCGAGAUUGUUUGCUGCAACUUUACGAAAACAAAGUCCCCGCCCCGUUGCCGAUUCUAUCCACGAGCUGGUAAUUGAGUGAUUUAAGUCGCGACGGCGAGGGAGAAAAAAAAACUCGCGAAAACAACAAAAUUAUCCCGCGUGUGUUUGUGAAUGCACGCGCUCUACUCUAGUGGAAGGUGAAUGAACGCGAACGGUUGAAAACAACUUGUAAUGAUAAAGUAGGCAUCCUCAAUUAAAAGUGAAUAGAAUCUAUGACCGUGGAACGUAAAUCAGUGGAUAAAAAGCGCAAUCUAUUUUGCUGAUUGACUCUGAGGAUUACCGCCGGAUCCAACAUUCGCCUGCCAUCGUUCGAGAGAAACCUUCCCAUGUACUCAAUGGUGGACUGCUACAACGGUAUGGGUCAGCUGGGGCAAGAGUACGGUUCAAAAAACCCACUGAUGGACAACGCCAAUCUGGAUCACGUGACGAAGGUGAUUGCAUACCACCCCCGCUACCUGGAGCACUACCUCAACACCCAGAACUUUGUGGUGCACUGUGAUGGACCGUUGCCAUUCGAGUAUCGAUUUUACAUUGCCAUCAUGGCUGCUGCCAGACACAAAUGUACCUAUCUCGUCAAUUUAUAUGAAAAGGAAUUUCUGCUGCAGGGUGGAGAUCGAAGUUGGCUGAAAGGUUUGGAUUACAUUCCAGCCAAGCUACGUGCCAUUAGCGAUAUCAACAAAAUCCUAGCCCACCGUCCCUGGCUGCUGAGUAAGGAGCACAUAGAGCGCUUGACCAAAGGCCAAAACAGCUGGUCACUGGCGGAGGUAGUCCACGCGAUCGUCCUGCUAGCCCACUUCCACUCCCUGUCGUCUUUCGUGUUUUCCUGUGGUCUAACUCAGGAGCUGGACACAUCUAGUCAAAAAAUCGAAAACAAUAACAUUGUACCGCAAAAGACUGAUCUAGAGCAUCUGAAUGGAACAGACGGUAAAGCUUACCUUCCCACACAAAACGCAUCACAUGCGCCACUAAUGAGCUUACAUUUCGUAGCAGUUAGUAUACCGCAAACCGAGGUGACGGUAGACGCUCUGAUGCAACGCAUGAAGCGACUAUCGGAGAAAAACACCGAAUGUACGGAAACAGAGCUGAGCAACCGGUUCAAGAAUGUCGAAAUGCAGGCCGCUGAACUGCCGGCAGUUGUGUCCCGGGAAGGUGCUGUCGAUGUGCCCCAACAGAUCGGCCGCUACGUGGACGAUCCGAACUUCACCUAUCAGGACUUUGCCCGCCGUGGAGCAGAGAAUAUUCCUCAGACGUUCCGGAUACAGGACUACUCGUGGGAUGAUCACGGAUACUCGCUGGUGAACAGGCUGUACAACGAUGUCGGUUUCUAUCUGGACGAUAAAUUUCGUGUAGCAUUCAACCUGACCUACUACACCAUCGCCGGUCGAACCAACGUGGAUACGUCGAAGUUCCGGCGGGCGAUCUGGAACUACAUCCAGUGCAUCUACGGAAUCCGGCAUGACGACUACGAUUACGGAGAGGUAAACCAGCUGCUCGAUCGGACGUUGAAAAUGUUCAUCAAAACGGCCUGCUGCUUCCCGGAACGGAUCACCAAGAACGACUACGACAGCGUUCUGGUGGAGCUGCAGCAUAGUGAAAAGUUAUUUGCGAUGCCAUUUUCUCACACUUUACCACAGGUUCACGUCAAUCUGAUGAUACUGGAAGCUCGGAACCAGGCGGAACUGUUGUAUGCUUUACGUGAAAUUAUGCGUUACAUGACAUGAUUCUAGAAGUCACACACACGCACGGCGAGAUUCAACUUCAGCGGAAAUGCUACUGUUUUUUUAUCAUGUAAAAUAGGAAUUAAUGUAAAAUCGAUUAUUUUUAAACUGUGUCUUCAGGAGGCAACAGGCAGUGAAACAGAGAAUUUAUGUACAUCUAUGUUAUUGACCUUUAUAUGUAUUUUUAAGAACAGAGGAAGAAAAUGUGACGAGACUAGCUGAAAGCUGAUUGGCAAGAGAUUUGUCCGGUGAUAUAAAUGUAAACUCAAAUAAAAGCAUAAAGGCUUAGAUGAUAAAGGUACUUGUUGCAGUCGAAACCAAUGAAAGUGAUUGGAGCCAUAUUUCAAAUAAGUAGAAAUGGCUAAUGUUCAGGGCAUUACGUUAAAUUACGUUAGUAUAGUAAAAGCAACAGGUUGCACGAUUUACUCGUUAGAUAGAGAAAACAGUAACAAAUUUAUUCGAUAAUCACAGAGAAAUGCACAAUCUAAUCAUGCGAAUCUAUCAAUUCAACGAUCGGAUACUUUGCCUCCAUGGCGCUCAUAACAAGAAUAAGUGAUCAACCAGAAAUGGAAAUUUCUAUUGAAAAAUUUAAUCUGAACGGUACUCAGGAAAUCAAUCGGGAUAGAAGAACCCAUCCGAUGUCGCUCGGAAACCCACUGGAUAGUCAGAAUAAUAAGGAACAUUUUUCCAUCUUCAUAGUAAACUUUGCAACUCGAAUGAAGAAUUUUCUGCUCAUUCUUUUUUCAUUCGACUGAAAUACCUCAGUUUACCUUAUUGAGUGAUGUUUUUUUUUAAAAAUAUGUUGAAUAGUUGGAUCUCAAAUCAAAAUUCGAAUUUGUUUUUAGUAUGUCAUCUAGUUCGUGUUCGAAAUGAUUUUAUUAUGUUCUGUAAUUCAAAAAAAAACACAAAGAUAAUUAUGUCAACCAUUUGAAGAUCGCGCAAAUAAACCCAGAUUUUCAGAGUUAAAUAUUAAUGAAUUGACAUUGAUCGAUUGUGUCGAACCUAGUCCAUGAAACAAAAGAGAAAAUACGCUCUUUAUAGAAAUGAAACAAAUAAACCAAAUUCAUUACUUUCUUCGGGAAGACCAAUUGGAGAAACUUAUCAAUCCGUCGAAAACGCAUGUGUUCAAACAGAAGUGAGCGAGUAAAUAUCACACAUUUCAGCAUUCAUAUGAAACACAUGUCCAUGGCAGCAUUCAAUCCGUUCUUACUAGAUCCAAAAAUCCAGAAAACACACAGCAAAAUGUGAUUCGUUUGUGAUGGAAUGUGCCAAAAGUUUCUUUUCUCAGAAUGUUUGAAACCAAUUACUUCAACCACAUACAGUAAUUUGUCAAAUAGUGUUCACUGAGAGAAGCCUCUACUGAAGGCAGGUCCUUAUUUUAACAGAUACUACACUGUUGAGUCACAAGUCAGUAAUAAACAGAAAAGAGAAUUGUUGAUCAUUUAAUUGUUAAAGUUUUGUUAAUCAUACUGAGAGAUUGUUUCACUCUAGUAGCAGGAAAAUCCAAUCAAGGAUGAUAAUGCUAAGUUAAGUAAGUAUAUAUUUUUUAUGUUUUGUUGAACACUUUGAAAAAAAUUCUAUUCGCUGAUGUGGACACCAUGAAAUAUCCAAACAUAUAUACCUCUGCAGGUACUGUGGAAAACUAAUCAGAGUAGCGAUAAUAAUAUUAGUCAUAACACGAAAAGCACUGACCGCAACGAGUCUAUAAACAAAACAAAUAAACACUGCGUAGGAAUAUUUUGAAACAUAAGCGACGAGAGGAAAUCUGAUUGAUUUGCUGACAUACACUGUCCUGAGAAUAAACUGAAGGAUCUUCAAAUUAA